Apiotrichum porosum is the source of this 1500-nucleotide messenger RNA. RefSeq names its product Alpha-1,3-mannosyltransferase-like protein (gene ALG2). Lineage: Eukaryota; Fungi; Basidiomycota; Tremellomycetes; Trichosporonales; Trichosporonaceae. Gene Ontology annotation, molecular function: alpha-1,3-mannosyltransferase activity; GDP-Man:Man(1)GlcNAc(2)-PP-Dol alpha-1,3-mannosyltransferase activity. The coding region runs from base 1 to 1500 and encodes 499 amino acids. The record is from RefSeq and is a predicted model, not a curated record. The transcript has 5 exons.
AUGGCAGACAUUGUGGCCAGCAAGAAGCUGAGGAUAGGGUUCAUUCACCCAGAUCUUGGAAUUGGCGGAGCGGAGCGACUCGUUGUAGACGCCGCUGUCGCGUUGCAGCAGCUGGGCCACGAGGUCGUCAUGUUCACAUCGCGACACGACCCGGCAAGCCUGCACCCCCGGUUGCCCAUGACCAUUGUCUUCUCCAUCCUGCGCAACAUUCUUCUUACCUUCCUUUUGUGGUUCUCGCAGGUCCUCCCUUCCCCAGCGACACCACUUAACCCACUUUCCCCUCUGGGACGCUUCGACGUCUUUAUCGUGGACCAGCAGUCUGUCUGCGUCCCCUUCAUCCGCCUUCUCACUGGCACGCCAGUGGUCUUUUACUGCCACUUCCCCGACAAGCUCCUCAGUGGCGGCUGGGGCAUCACUGAGGACAGUGCCGCUGGCGGUGUGGACCUCUCGCGUCUCGGUGGCCAGAAGGGUGUCAGCUUGCUCAAGCGUGCCUACCGCUGGCCUAUUGACAAGCUCGAAGAGGUCACAACUGGUCAAUCGGAUGUCAUCCUUGCCAACUCAAAGUUCUCGUCUCGCGUCUACUCUGCUGCCUUUCCUUCUCUGGCAAAGAACCCACCACGAGUUGUUUACCCUUGUAUCGAUGUGGACGCGUACCAGGGCACCACCGCUCGUAAGGGCAAGGCCAAGGCCAAGGCUGGUGACGGCGUGGACCUUGUCGUCUCUGGCCGUCCAACUGUGGUGUCUUUUAACCGCUUUGAGGCAAAGAAGAAUGUUGCGCUCGCCAUCGAGUCGUUUGCCAGGAUCAAGGACGGUGGGCUGGUCCCGGCCGACGUUGCACGUGCGCUCCGCCUCGUCAUCGGAGGCGGCUACGACGACUCGAUGGACGACAACGUCGACACCCUGGAGGCCAACAAGGCCGUGUGUGACAAGCUCGGCCUCACCUACCACAUCCUCACCUCGCCCACCGCAGCUGCGCCAGCCGAGGACGUCGACGUCCUGUUCAUCUUGAACUUUACGACCGAGCAGCGUUCGGCCCUCCUUCUCUCUCCCCACACCCUCGCGCUCUUGUACACGCCCACGAACGAGCACUUUGGUAUCGUCCCCAUCGAGGCAAUGGCGUGCGGUCUCCCCGUUCUGGCGUGCAACACCGGCGGCCCCACCGAGACAGUUGUCGACUUUGAGGACGACACAGGUAAUGGCACGGGUUUCCUCCGCUCGCCCACGGCGGACGAAUGGGCACCGGCCCUCGCCUCGCUCAUCAACGUUUCGGACCAGCAGCGUGCCAAGGUGGCCGAGGCGGCGAAGAAGCGCGUGCGGGACCAUUUCAGCUCCAAGACGCUCGGCCGUGAACUCGAAGUGGCGUGCCGCGACGCCGUCAGGCUCGGCGAACCCCAACAGUCCAUGGGAGACAAACUCAUCAAGUAUAGCCUUACCCUCAUCAUGCUCUCCCUCGGCGGACUCGUGCUCGCCGCCAAGUUGGGCAGCAAAGGAGGGCAGUAG